Messenger RNA from Cricetulus griseus (Chinese hamster), 942 nucleotides. Lineage: Eukaryota; Metazoa; Chordata; Mammalia; Rodentia; Cricetidae. The record is from RefSeq and is a predicted model, not a curated record.
UGACGGAGGAGGGCGUCCGCUUCCGCUCGCCCUACGACGGCCAAGAGAUGCUGUUGAGCCCGGAGAGGUCCGUGCAGAUCCAGAACGCCCUGGGCUCUGACAUCAUCAUGCAGUUGGAUGACGUGGUGAGCAGCACAGUGACAGGCCCCCGAGUGGAGGAGGCCAUGCACAGGUCAGUCCGCUGGCUAGACAGGUGCAUUGCAGCCCAUCAGCGUCAGGACAAGCAGAACCUCUUUGCCAUCAUCCAGGGUGGACUGAAUGCCGAUCUGCGGACCACUUGCCUGAAAGAGAUGACCAAGAGGGAUGUGCCAGGCUUUGCCAUCGGAGGUCUGAGUGGGGGAGAGAGCAAGGAACAGUUCUGGAAGAUGGUGGCGUUAAGCACCUCCAUGCUGCCUAAGGACAAGCCCAGAUACCUGAUGGGGGUUGGCUAUGCCACUGACAUGGUAGUCUGCGUGGCUCUUGGAUGUGACAUGUUCGACUGUGUAUACCCCACACGGACAGCGCGCUUUGGCUCUGCUCUUGUGCCCACUGGGAACCUGCAGUUGAAGAAGAAGCAGUAUGCCAAGGAUUUCAGUCCCAUAAACUCUGAGUGUCCCUGUCCCACCUGCCAAAAGCACAGCCGCGCCUUCCUGCAUGCCCUACUGCACAGUGACAACACCGCGGCACUGCACCAUCUCACUGUGCACAACAUUGCCUAUCAGCUGCAGCUCCUGAGCAACCUUCGAAGCAGCAUCUUGGAGCAGCGCUUUCCUGACUUUGUGCGGAACUUCAUGCGCACCAUGUAUGGUGACCACAGCCUUUGUCCUGCCUGGGCCGUUGAAGCACUGGCCUCCGUGGGAAUCACACUCACAUGACCUGGUUGCCUGGGAGGGACACUGGGGUAUGGGGGAAUACUGAAGGAUUCUUCUUUUUAAAAAUUUUUGUUACUGAUUUUUGUUUUCA